UCCGCCCGCGCCCCGCGCCCGCUCGACUCCGGAGGCGCCCGCAGCCCGGCCAGUCCCGCUUGCCCCCUCCCCGGGGGGCCAUGGGGGAGCCCCCGGGCUACCGGCCCUCGGCUUGGGUGUAUCUGCUCCACCAGCUGCCCCACACCGACUUCCAGCUCCGCCCGGUGCCCAGCAGCUUCGCUCCCCAGGAGCAGGAAUACCAGCAGGCCCUGCUGCUGGUGGUGGCCUUGGCGGGCCUCGGCCUGGGCUUGAGUCUCAUCUUCAUCGCUGUCUACCUCAUUCGCUUCUGCUGCUGCCGGCCCCCAGAGCCACCGAGGACCAAGAGCCCCCAGCCCGGGGGAGGCUGCGUUACCUGGAGCUGUGUGACGGCCCUUCUCAUUGGCUGCGCAGGCAUCGGCAUCGGUUUCUAUGGCAACAGCGAGACCAGCGAUGGCGUGGCUCAGCUCAGCUCGGCUCUGCUUCAUGCCAAUCACACGCUCAGUGCCGUGGACCACCUGGUGUUUGAGACAGUGGAGAGGCUGGGUGAGGCGGUGAGGACCGAGCUGACCACCCUCGAGGAAGUGCUCACGCCACGCACGGAGCUGGUGGCCGCAGCCCGGGGGGCCAGGCGGCAGGUGGAGGCAGUGGCCCACCAGUUCCUGGGGCUGGCCUUCUGGCAGGGCGUGCCCCUCAGCCCCCUGCAAGUGGCUGAAGACGUGUCCUUUGUGGAGGAGUACAGGUGGCUGGCUUAUGUCCUCUUUCUCCUCCUCGAGCUCCUGGUCUGCCUCUUCACCCUCCUGGGCCUGGCCAAGCAGAGCAAGUGGCUGGUGAUUGUGAUGACCGUGAUGAGCCUGGUGGCUCUUGUCCUAAGCUGGGGCUCCAUGGGCCUGGAGGCAGCCGCCGCCAUGGGCCUCAGCGACUUCUGCUCCAACCCAGAUGCCUAUGUCCUGAACCUGACCCAAGAGGAGACGGGGCUCAGCUCAGACAUCCUGAACUAUUAUUUCCUCUGCAACCAGGCGGUCUCCAACCCCUUCCAACAGAGGCUGACUCUGUCGCAGCGAGCUCUGGCCAACAUUCACUCCCAGCUGCAGGGUCUGGAGAGAGAAGCUGUCCCCCAGUUUCCAUCUGCACAGAGACCUCUGCUGUCCUUGGAGGAGACACUCAAUGUGACAGAGGGAAACUUCCACCAUUUGGUGGCUCUGCUGCACUGCCGUGGCCUGCACAAGGACUACGGCGCGGCGCUGCGCGGCCUGUGUGAGGACGCCCUGGAGGGCCUGCUCUGCCUGCUGCUCUUCUCGCUGCUGUCCGCGGGGGCGCUGGCCACCGCCCUCUGCAGCCUGCCCCGCGCCUGGACGUUCUUCCCGCCCAGUGACGACUAUGAUGACACGGACGAUGAUGACCCUUUCAACCCUCAGGAAUCCAAGCGCUUCGUGCAGUGGCAGUCGUCUAUCUGAGCCUCUCCUCCCCGCCAGGCUGCAGCCGGCCCCCGCCUUC
Messenger RNA from Elephantulus edwardii (Cape elephant shrew), 1473 nucleotides. It is a transcript of the gene TTYH1, whose product is annotated as tweety family member 1. The transcript has 13 exons. Gene Ontology annotation, cellular component: smooth endoplasmic reticulum membrane; plasma membrane. Bases 81 to 1433 code for a protein of 450 amino acids. The record is from RefSeq and is a predicted model, not a curated record. Gene Ontology annotation, molecular function: volume-sensitive chloride channel activity; intracellularly calcium-gated chloride channel activity. Lineage: Eukaryota; Metazoa; Chordata; Mammalia; Macroscelidea; Macroscelididae.